Molecule: messenger RNA, 2050 nt
Organism: Populus nigra (black poplar)
Lineage: Eukaryota; Viridiplantae; Streptophyta; Magnoliopsida; Malpighiales; Salicaceae
Product: transcription factor TCP21-like
Exons: 1
Coding region: 190-1005 (271 amino acids)
Biological process (GO): regulation of circadian rhythm
Cellular component (GO): nucleus
Molecular function (GO): sequence-specific DNA binding; DNA-binding transcription factor activity
Source: RefSeq, a predicted model, not a curated record
UGUAUGCAAAUGGACCCCACCACCCAUGUGCCCUCCUUCCUGUCUCCACCAGCUCCUGCCGCUCAAUGAUUAGCUCUCUUUCCCUCCCCCAAAAACCCUUUCUCUCUCUCUCUCUCUCUCUAAACACCACAAAAUCCCUCCUUUUUCUCUCCAAAAACCCACCAUUUUUGCUUCCCACACUCUCUCACCAUGUCAGACAACAGUGGUGCUGUCAAUAACGGAGCUUUGAUAGACCCACAAAGAAACCAGCCGCCGGGAGGUGGUGGAGGAGGAGCUACUAAUGGAGCUUUAGCUGUUAAAAAACCACCUUCUAAAGACCGUCAUAGCAAGGUUGAUGGUCGUGGAAGGAGGAUUCGGAUGCCGAUCAUUUGUGCUGCUAGAGUUUUUCAGUUGACUCGUGAAUUGGGUCACAAGUCUGAUGGACAAACUAUCGAAUGGCUUCUUCGUCAAGCUGAGCCUUCGAUUAUUGCUGCUACUGGGACCGGAACUACUCCUGCUAGUUUUUCUACUGUUUCUGUUUCGGUUCGUGCUGGUGGUAAUUCUAAUUCAAUAUCUUCGCUUUCCAGCAAUAAUGUUCAUUCAGCUGCUUCUUUGGACCAUAAGCCUUUGUUAGGCCCUGCGCCCUUUAUACUUGGAAAAAGGAUGCGGCCAGAGGAGGAUGGAAAUGGUGGGAAGGAUGAUGGUGGGGUUCCUGUGGGCCCCACUAUCGGGUCUUUAAUGGGGCCCACCGCAACAGCCGCAGCGGGGUCUGGCGGGUUCUGGGCUUUGCCUGCAAGGGCCGAUUUUUGGGGGUUUGCUGCUGCACCGCCGGAAAUGGUAGUGCAGCCGACGGCGGUGCAGCAGUCGUCGCUGUUUAUGCACCAGCAGCAUGCUGCCGCUGCUGCUGCCAUGGGAGAAGCGUCGGCGGCUAGAUUGGGGAAUUAUCUUCCUGGUCACUUGAAUUUGUUGGCUUCAUUGUCGGGUGGGUCUGGGAGUUCAGGAAGGAGAGAGGAGGAUCAGCGUUGAAGGUGGAAAAAAUUGGAUCUUGGUGGUGUUAUUGUAUGGUAUAUAUUAUGAGUAUGUUGUUAUGUUAAAUUGUGCCCUUUUUUUUUCGCUUGUGUGUGAAGAAGGAUGGGAAGAAUUUAGUGAAAAUUAGGGUUAGGUUUUAGGAGUUGGGAGAAUUUAAGUAAUGGACGAAUGAUUUAAUUAGGGGGUUCUUUUAGUAAGUUUGUUUGGAGAUUAAUUAGGGUUUUUAGGGUUCAAAUUGUUUAGGGGGGGGGGGGGGGUUUGUUGGAGGAGGAAGGGAGUGAAGAAUUGUGGUUCAAAUUCUGUGGCUGAAUCUGCAAAGGUGUUUUUUUCUUAAUGGAUUUAGGGAGUCUGCUGCAAAUCUACAUCAGGCUUUGUGUUCUUAUAUUGAGAAAAACUUGUCAAAGUUUGGCUAAUUUGAGAAGUUUUGAGUGCUUUAUGCAAUUAGUAAGUUCUUCCUAAUUUGGAAACCAUGUAGGUUUCUUUUCUCUGGUGUGACACAAUGCUUGUAAAUGUGGGUUGGAAGCAUUGUUAUGUUAUGUUUCAGUAAAUGGGUGCAUGUACCUUGAAUUGAUCACUGCAAUGGAAAGUGGAGUUUUCCAUGUGUCAUUCUGCUUGCUUUAUAUUUAAUCUGACGAUGCCUGUGUGAAUUUGGACUUCAGUCUCCCCAAAUUUGUUGAAUUUCCCUUUGCUGCAAUGGUUGAUAAAGAGUUGAUAUUGAUUGAUGCAAUUUGUGUUCCGGUGAGAUGACAACAGUGAUGGUUUUGGUCUGUAGAUUGUGAUUUGCCAUGGUGGUUGGAAACUGUUUCUUGCUCCCUUCCACUUUCAGGGUAUGUGUUGGUGUACUGAUCUCAAAGGAGACUGCUGUGCGUGGGAAAAAUCCUGUGCCUCUUUGUAAGGCCUCUGUUUUGAACCUUUUUUUAUCAGUAAUCUUAGCCAUUUCUCAGAUUAAUUAGUGUGAGAAUAAUGUGUCUUCCAUGUAUGUAAGUGAAUUGUUUUUCGGGGUGCCUGUUGUGUGAAUAAGAAACCCAAUUGUUUCUCUCAA